Molecule: messenger RNA, 1708 nt
Organism: Neocloeon triangulifer
Lineage: Eukaryota; Metazoa; Arthropoda; Insecta; Ephemeroptera; Baetidae
Product: cilia- and flagella-associated protein 45-like
Exons: 8
Coding region: 274-1608 (444 amino acids)
Source: RefSeq, a predicted model, not a curated record
UUAUCGACUAAUUGGAGUUGUUUCGCGAAUUAACGAAAACUUCUUGACGUAGAUUGAGAAAUUUCAUGCAAUUUUGUUUACAACGAGGGGGCGUGGCGGUUGCGAUUCGCUGCAAUCGCAGCGCCAAAAUCUGAUCAGUUUUGAAAGUUGCGAAAGGAACGUGCUCGAUCAAUUACAUUCAGAGGUUGCUAUGGUGAUGAAGAAAACCAGAAAACGUCAGACAUGUUCUGAAGAAAAAUAGAGAAUAAAACGAAUCCGUAAAUUUUUAACAAAAUGAGCAAAAAGACGGGUAGAAAAGUGAUCUGCUUGUCAAAAAAUGAUAUUUUGCGUCUUCAGAACUGCGCCAGCAGCAGAGACGACAAAGAGAUUCAGUAUCAAGAAGACGACGAAAAUUGUGUCGAAAAUGAACAAGUUAAAGUUUUGGCAUGGCCAGAAAACAAGCAAAGAAGUAAAAUUAGCACACCUGAGAGUUUGGAAGCGCAAAUCGAAGCUGAGCACUAUUUAGCGAGAGCCAAACAAAUGCAGCUAGAGCAGGAGGACGAGGUCAAAAGAGCAAAUAAAAUCAUCCUCGCUACCAAGUGUCAAGCAAUUCGCGACGCCCAAAUGGCUGAAAAAGAGCAACUUAUGAGAGAUUUUCGAGCUGAGGAGGAAAGACUUGACAGGAUGAUGGAGGAAGAUAGAAAAAAAGGGGUGCAGUCGUUGGCAAAGAAAAAAGAGCAAGUGAAAAUCCGGCGCGGAAAAUACGUGCAAAAUUUGGUCGAGCAAAUAACUGAAAACGACAUGAAAAAGUUGAAUGAACAAGAGACUUACUUGAAGGAAAGUAAAAAAUUGCAAGAGCUGCAUAAGCAGCUUGACAUUCAAGAGUUGGAGAACAAAAAGAAAAGGGCCGAGGAGCAGUUGAAAAUCAGGAAAGAGCUCAAUAAAAUGAAUGAAACCAUCAAAUAUAGAAACCAGCUGGAAAAGGCUGAAGAAAAAUUAGCCAAUUUGAGGAUUCAGCAAUACAUGCAGGAAAAAGCUGCGCGCGAAGCGGAGCGGGACGAGAAAAAGCGAAAAGCGAAAAUCGCGCAGGAGCUGGAAAUCGCCAGGUUGAGAGCCUGUCAGGUUAGGCAACAAGAGGUACAGGCGAAAGCAGUCGCAGAGGCAGUUGAAAGGGAACAGGAAAUCGUCGCCAGAGCUUGGAGAGCUAAAGAAUUGGAGACUGCAAAAAAGAGGAUGCGAAUGGAGCGAGAUUUGAGAGAGGCCAGAGCGAAACAGGCUGAAGAGAAAAAGAGGCUGAAAGAGUUGGAAAUGGAGAGAGAAACCAAAGAAGUAGAAAUGUUGCUGAAAAAGAUGGAAGAGGACAAACAGAAACAAAGUGACGAAAAAGUAAAACACGAAAAGGAAAUGCUGCGAUAUAGAAAAUCUUUGCAUGAACAAAUGCUGGAAAAGAAAAAGAGGAUGGAAACGUUGCGCGUGCAAAAGCAAUUGGAAGCGCGAGAAGAAGUGGAAAGACAAAUGGCCAAGAAAUCAGAUCUGAAAGGAAUCCUUGAAAUGAAGCUCAAAGAUUUAAAGAGUCACAGGGUUCCUGAGAAAUAUGUAAUUGGCGUGCAAAAGCAACUCGGUCUAUAAUAAAAAAAUUCAAAUUCAAGCAGUUGUGGAAAAGUGCGACUACCAAAUUAUAAUAAUUAUGUUUGGUUUUGGAAACUUCCGUAGAGCUUUAAAAUGACAC